AUGGAUCAUCAACCAGCAGAAGCUCCAGGUGUACAACGAGCGAAGCGCCAGGUACACCUCAGUGAUGCUGCUUCCUCCCAUGAUGAAUUCUCCUUCACCGUCUCCCUUUACAGCAGCAGAGCCAAAUGUAAUCCCGUCGGCCAGCCGGAUUUUUCCCCCGCCGGCGACAUCUUCUACGGCGGCCGCCUCCUCCCCCUCGUCGACUGUGGAAGCACUACUCUCUCCGUGAAAGAAUGGCAGCAGCGGAGCAACGCCGGCAGACCAAGUUUUAACGAUGACCGGAAUCUAGGGCCUCACUCCACCCGCCGGGAAAGCUUCCACGGCGGCGGCGGCGGCAGGCCGGGAAAAUCAAAACCCUUCUUCAGAACACGUGACGAAAAGGGCCAUGAAUAUGAUGGUACUGUGGAUGAAAAGCAGCAUCAGCUGAAGAAGAAGAAGAAAUCGAGAUUUGACGUGGUGAAGAAGUACUUCAAAUUGAUCAAACUAAAACCUAAAUUUCUUUCAUUCAGAUCAAGAAUAAAAGGGAAUAAUCCCGAUCGGCUCCGGGAGUACUCGUCGGCGCCGGUGACCAUGCGGACUUCGCCGGCGAACAGUGGAGCGGUGACUCCGGCCGGCGCGAAGAGUUCUGACAGCACCGUGGAAGAGUUGCAGGCUGCAAUUCAAGCUGCCAUUGCUCAUUGCAAGAACUCCAUUAAAGAUGACACCAUCAUCAAAUACCCUUGA
Molecule: messenger RNA, 723 nt
Organism: Andrographis paniculata
Lineage: Eukaryota; Viridiplantae; Streptophyta; Magnoliopsida; Lamiales; Acanthaceae
Product: BRI1 kinase inhibitor 1-like
Exons: 1
Coding region: 1-723 (240 amino acids)
Cellular component (GO): plasma membrane
Molecular function (GO): kinase inhibitor activity
Source: RefSeq, a predicted model, not a curated record